AUGGUGGGAGGAGGAAGUGCGCAGAAGCUGACUACUAAUGAUGCACUUGCGUAUCUCAAAGCUGUUAAGGAUAAAUUUCAAGAUAAACGCGAGAAGUAUGAUGAGUUUCUUGAGGUCAUGAAGGAUUUUAAAGCUCAGAGAGUUGAUACUAGUGGUGUUAUAUUGAGGGUGAAAGAGCUAUUCAAAGGGAACAGAGAGCUGAUUUUGGGUUUCAAUACUUUCUUACCAAAGGGUUUUGAGAUAACACUCUUACCUGAAGAAGAUGACCAGCCUCUCCCUAAGAAACCUGUUGAGUUUGAGGAAGCUAUUAGUUUUGUUAACAAGAUUAAGACAAGGUUUCAAGGUGAUGACCGUGUAUAUAAAUCGUUUUUAGACAUUCUGAACAUGUAUAGAAAGGAGAACAAGUCCAUUUCUGAGGUCUACCAGGAGGUGGCUAUCCUUUUCCGGGACCAUCAUGAUUUGCUUGUGGAGUUCACUCACUUUCUCCCUGAUACUUCAGGAUCUGCCUCUACUAAUGAUAUUGUGAAAAUGUCAGUACGUGACCGAGGAGGCAUUAAAUCUCUUCCCACCAUGCGAGACUCUGAUAAGAAGGAUCAUAUCAUUGCUUUGAAUACUGACCGUGACCUCAAAACUGAACGUAUGGACCCAGACCACGAGAGAUCUUCGUUGAAAGAAAGUAAAGAAGACGUUAGACGCAUUGACAAAAAGAAUGAUUACAUGGAUAAAAAAAAACUGACACUAAAGGAUGACGAUUCUCCUGGAACCUCAAAUCAGGCUAGAGAAGGAGACAAGUUAUGUGGAGCCAUUGCCAUUUCAUCUACUAAAGAUGAUAAAGGCCAUGUCCAAGAACUUGCUUUUGUUGAUCGAGUGAAGGCAAAGCUUAGUUACUCUGAGUACCAAGAGUUCUUACGAUGUCUUAAUCUCUUUUCAAAGGAAAUAAUCAGCCAACCAGAGUUGCAGUCUUUGGUGGGCAAUUUACUUGGAGUAUAUCCAGAUCUCAUGGAAGCCUUCAGAGUCUUUCUUGUUCAGUGUGAAAAGAAUGAAUCCUUGUGGAGUGAUGGCAAAUGUCCUCAGCCUACUAAGUCACAGGACAAAGAUACAGAGAGAGAACGUGAGAAGACUGAAAGGUUAAGAGAAAGAGACCGUGAGAAGGAGAGGCUUGAAAAGGCGGCAGCGAGCCAGAAAUGGGCUAAACCUAUCAGCGAACUAGAUCUCUCCAACUGUGAACAAUGCACUCCUAGUUAUCGUUUACUUCCAAAGGAUUAUCCAAUUCCUAUUGCAAGCCAGAAAAUGGAGAUUGGUAGCCAGGUGCUUAAUGAUCAUUGGGUCUCUGUCACUUCAGGAAGUGAAGAUUAUUCGUUUACACACAUGCGCAAGAACCAGUACGAAGAGAGCCUCUUCCGUUGUGAAGAUGACAGGUUAGUGAUUAGCUUAUUUAUGAAAAUUUUUGGAUUUGUUGAAUAUUUUUGUUUUUGUUGUUGUGAUUUUAGGUUCGAGCUAGACAUGCUAUUAGAGUCUGUGAACUCAGCCACGAACCGAGUGGAAGAUUUAUUGGCAAAGAUUAACAGUAAUGAAUUGAAAACCGAUACUCCUAUAAAUAUUGAGGAUCACCUCACAGCGCUAAACAUAAGGUGCAUAGAACGUCUAUACGGUGACCACGGGCUAGAUGUGAUUGAUUUGUUAAAGAAGAAUACUUAUCUUGCUUUACCCGUAAUACUGACACGUUUGAAACAGAAGCAAGAAGAAUGGGCAAGGUGUCGUUCUGAGUUUAACAAAGUAUGGGCAGAUAUAUACACCAAGAACUACCACAGAUCACUUGAUCAUCGCAGUUUCUAUUUCAAACAGCAGGAUUCAAAGAAUCUUACCACAAAAGCGUUGCUGGCAGAGAUAAAAGAGAUCUCUGAGAAGAAGCGAGCAGAGGAUGAUGCGCUUCUUGCUCUUGCUGCUGGAAAUAGACGAACUCUUUGCUCCAACAUGAGUUUUGAUUAUCCAGAUCCUGAUCUUCACGAGGAUCUUUAUCAGCUGAUCAAGUAUUCUUGUGGAGAAAUGUGUUCGACGGAACAGUUAGAUAAAGUAAUGAAGGUAUGGACAGAGUUUUUGGAACCGAUGUUUGAUGUUCCUUCUCACCCUCAAGGUGCUGAAGACCGAGAAGAUGCUGUGAAGACUACUACGAACCAGAAUUUAAAAAGUGGUGAUGCAAGCGAGGGUAGUCCUCAAAAUGGAGCUACUGGUGCCAGCUCUGUUCGGUCAAAUGGCCCUCGAAAAGCCGGUGAAAGUUUUCAGUUGCGGCAAGCUACUGGUUCGGAUAGAGAUGUCAUCACUUCCAGUAAGUCCUCAGAUGACAACACUCAGAAUGAUAAAAUGCCAAAGAGUCAAACCACACCUGACGAAAGGCCCGAAACCAAACAAGCUGUUAGUAUUGAACUUGUGCAUAGCUCAAAUUCACCACCUGUAGACGGAUUGAUGCCUCAAAGAAAUGGAAAAACCAGCGUCUUAUCCAUUGUUGGGGUUAGCAGUAGUAAUCCAAAACCUGGUGGUUUAACUAGUGGAACAGAGAUGGAUUUGAUGCUGAAUCACGUAAAUGGGCCACGCAUAGAGGUAUCUCCUAAUGGGACAGUGGCGGAAACAUCAAAUAAUCAAAGAUUCAAGGAAGUGUUUGCUUCUCAAACCAAAGUUGAAAGAGAGGAAGGUGAGCUUUCUCCAGCAGGAGAUUUUGAAGAAGAUAACUUUGCAGAGAAUGACUUGGAAACUCUCAGCAAUGGUAAAGAUGGAGCUGGAAAUAACUUAAACCAGAGAAGUGACAGAGAGAAUGAUGCUAAUGCGAAUGAUGAAUGUGAUGAAAGUGCACCAAGAUCAUCAGAGGGCAGCGGAAAUACAUCUCAACAUGGUGACGUUUCCGGAACUGAGUCUGGUGAUGGUGAAGAUUGCUACCCUGAAGAAGAUAUGGAACAUAAUAACAAGGCAGAAAGUGAAGGUGAGGCUGAAGAAGAAGGUAUGUCUGAUGCUGAAGGAGAUAGGCCUGUGUUACCCAUUUCAGCGCGAAACAUGUUACAUGUGAAGCCUCUGUCAAAGUAUGUUCCUCCAGCUUUAUGCGAUAAGGACAAAGAUGAUUCUCUGAAAAAGAACUCACGAGUCUUUUAUGGGAAUGACUCUUAUUACGUUCUUUUCAGGCUUCAUCAGAUUCUGUAUGACAGAAUAUUAUCAGCAAAAACCAAUUCGUCCUCUCCUGAAAGAAAGUGGAAGACCUCAAAUUCAACAAACCCUACAGAUUCCUAUGCCAGAUUCAUGAAUGCUCUCUACAACUUGCUUGAUGGCACGUCUGAUAAUUCCAAGUUUGAAGAUGAUUGCAGAGCAAUAAUUGGGACACAGUCAUAUGUUCUCUUCACAUUAGACAAACUAAUCUACAAGCUCAUCAAGCAUAUCCAAGUAGUAGCAGCUGAUGAGAUGGACAGCAAACUACAACAGCUGUAUUCAUAUGAGAAAUCUAGAAAGCCUGAAAAGUAUCUGGAUGCUGUUUAUUAUGAAAAUGCUCGUGUUCUUCUUCCUGAUGAAGAUAUAUACCGCAUUGAAUGUAAACUUUCAGCACCAACCAAACUAUCUAUUCAGCUUAUGGAGCAUGGACAUGAUAAUAAGCCUGAUGUGAUAUCCAUAUCCAUGGACCCAGCUUUUGCAGCUUACCUACAAAACAAGUUCCUUUCCUGUCAAACUAAUGUGAAAGAGAAGCCUCGAAUCUAUCUAAACCGGAAUAAGCGUAAAAAUGGUGAUGACGAUGAACUUUGCAGCACGGAUGGAGUUAAAAUUGUUAACGGUUUGGAGUGUAAGAUAACAUGCAGUUCUUCAAAGGUCUCAUAUGUAUUUGACACAGAGGAUGUAUUGUAUCGUGCUAAGCGGAGGAAAGUUUUGAACCAAAGCAGUGGUUCUUUAAGUAGUCAAAGGAGGAUACAAAGAUACCAAAAACUUCUCACCAGCCAAUGA
Molecule: messenger RNA, 3975 nt
Organism: Eruca vesicaria subsp. sativa (arugula)
Lineage: Eukaryota; Viridiplantae; Streptophyta; Magnoliopsida; Brassicales; Brassicaceae
Source: the annotation of a GenBank genome assembly